Molecule: messenger RNA, 1886 nt
Organism: Etheostoma cragini (Arkansas darter)
Lineage: Eukaryota; Metazoa; Chordata; Actinopteri; Perciformes; Percidae
Gene: ube2g1b
Product: ubiquitin-conjugating enzyme E2G 1b (UBC7 homolog, yeast)
Exons: 6
Coding region: 361-870 (169 amino acids)
Biological process (GO): protein polyubiquitination; proteasome-mediated ubiquitin-dependent protein catabolic process
Molecular function (GO): ubiquitin conjugating enzyme activity
Source: RefSeq, a predicted model, not a curated record
CAGUACUUUCUGAGCUGUGUGAGUAAUACAUCCCGCGUUCUUUUGCCAAAAUCAACAGCCCUAUAGCUUAGCGAAGACCUUGGGUUUGAAACUAAAUUUCAAUUAAUUAGACCUUAUUGGGGAGAGUAAAACGCCUGAAAGAAAGGCUUGCCUUAAAGGUUGUACCGAGGGCAAAUUGCCUCCAUUCGUUUUUUUCUUCUUUUUUUUCCACUUAUGUUAUUGGUCUUGUCAGAGAGCAGAGAGAAAGACGGGAGAAACGUGGACGGUUUGUUUUAGCUAGGUAUAUUAUCUACCCAAUGUUUAAUUUAACCGUGUUGACAGAUAAUAACGGGGUUACAAAUUCAUAACGUCGGCUAUACAAUGACGGGACAAUCCUCGUUGUUACUACGUAAACAAUUAGCAGAGCUCAACAAGAACCCAGUGGAAGGCUUUUCUGCCGGUCUCGUAGAUGAUGAUGACAUCUAUCAGUGGGAAGUGGUCGUCAUUGGACCUCAAGACACAUUGUUUGAAGGAGGUUUCUUCAAAGCCACCUUAACCUUCCCCCGUAACUAUCCUUUGAGGCCUCCCAAGAUGAAGUUCGUCACAGAAAUCUGGCAUCCAAAUGUGGCAAAAAAUGGCGACGUCUGCAUCUCCAUCCUGCAUGAACCCGGCGAGGACAAGUAUGGCUAUGAGAAGCCUGAAGAGCGCUGGCUGCCAAUCCACACAGUGGAGACCAUAAUGAUCAGUGUCAUCUCCAUGUUGGCAGACCCCAACGGAGACUCUCCUGCCAACGUAGAUGCAGCUAAAGAGUGGCGAGAGGAUCCUAAAGGAGUUUUUAAGAAAAAGGUGGCACGCUGUGUGCGGAGGAGUCAAGAGAUGGCGUACGACUAAGGCCUCACCCCAGCCAUCUACACAAUUGGAUCUGCACAGGGGACUUGACAACUGGUUACUGUUAAGUCGGCUAGAUGACCACGGGGGCACAACUUUGUCAACAUCAACUAGUCACCCAAACAAGAAAGACUCUAAACCCAUUCAUCUCUCCUUAUUUGUGUCUUGCAGUUUGAGUGUUUAGAUUUAUGACUCUUUGCUGAAAGGCAGUGGCGUUCUUGCUGCCAAAAGUUCCAUUAUACUUUUCCGUUUACCACCAUCAGUUGCACAAGAAACAUGGCAUCAGCAUUUUUACUCGCAGGAAGAUGCAUUAUACAGCCUCAUACUUUGCUAUGUUGUUACUCAGAUUUCAGGAAUCCUCCCCUUUGAUAAAUGCACCGUUAGACCCCGAUCAGACAGCGUGUUUUGAGCAGCCUGGGGCAAAUUUUUGUUGGCUAAUUGUUUAAAAUGAAAGUGAAUGUUUUGCUCGCUGCUUUUGCGUUGAUGGGCGUGUUGCAUUUUUAAAAAACUUUUUUGCGAGUGAACUCGAACUCGAGUUGAAAAGAACUUCAACUCAGUGCUGAAAAAACACCCCACGUCAUUUAACUUCACAGCAAAUUAACAAACAAAUGAUGUGCUCUGUCAUAUCGCGGCCUUUAGUUUACUUUAUAUUUACCUAUUUAUUCAGAGUGCAACUAUGUAGUUUGUUUUAAGAUGCACAUCAUCUGUAAUAGAUUUUUAUUUUCAACCUGCCACACUGAGCCAUCCAGUCUAGUUAUUUCAUCAAUUAUGCAGUAUUUGCACUCUUUAAAGAGAUGGAAAUACAGACAUUGGCUCUAAUUUCCCUGCAGAGAAAGUGGUCCGUCUCUACAUGAGGGGGGGGGGGGCAAACGUAUCACCCAACGCUGCCUUAACUUUGACAGCCAGCGAAGGAAACUUAUCUUCAAUAAGGACUGCAUCUGAAGGCUUGUUUUGAAUCCAGAAAAAAACUAUUGUGGACAAACCAAAGAGAAUGCACCAAUAAAUAUAUUUUUAAUGAA